Messenger RNA from Adelges cooleyi (spruce gall adelgid), 1304 nucleotides. Its product is annotated as metallophosphoesterase MPPED2-like. The record is from RefSeq and is a predicted model, not a curated record. Gene Ontology annotation, molecular function: hydrolase activity. NCBI's taxonomy places the organism in Eukaryota, Metazoa, Arthropoda, Insecta, Hemiptera, Adelgidae. Bases 144 to 1124 code for a protein of 326 amino acids. The transcript has 5 exons.
AGUAAACAUUAUGUUAUGCUGCGUGCAUCACGCGGAUCGUAGUGAUUUAGUUUUAAUAGAAAAAAAAUUCCAUAUUAGAAGUAUGUAAAAUUUAUUGUUUUAUGAGUUUAUAAAAAAAAAACUAUACUGUGCACCCCAAAAGUAUGAGCCGGUCGGACGCGAAUUGGUGUGCGAAAUUUCAUCGGUUAUUUGCUUGUCACGUGUCAAACGUCAGCGAAAACGCUAAUAGCAAAAUUGAGUUUACUGAGGCUUCGGAAUUUGGUUUGAGCGUUCAUCCGCUGACCGAGAGCCCGUCAAAAGCAUGGAGAAAAUGUAAAAAAAAACAAAAAUCCGUCAAACUUGAAAACUUCACUCCCGGCGGACCAGUGGAAGAUGACAAAGUCAGGGUUGUGUGUAUGAGCGACACGCAUUGUAAGACGUCUAUAAUGCCAUUCGAUGUGCCUUCUGGUGAUAUAUUCAUUCAUGCUGGGGAUUUUACUAACUCCGGAAGUCUGGACGAAGUGGUGGAGUUCAACGAGUGGCUGGGCACUCUACCCCAUAAACACAAAAUAGUAAUAGCCGGAAAUCACGAGCUCAGCUUCGAUCCGACGUUCACAAGACGACUGGAAUCAUACGAUUUCGCUGCGCUAAGGUUUGACCGAGAUCAAAUCGAAAAAGUCAACAACCUUAAAAACAUCAAACAAUUUUUGACCAAUUGCGAUUACUUGGAAGACUCUAUGGUCGAGCGUUUUGGCCUGAAAAUAUACGGAACACCAUGGCAACCAGAGUAUGGAGGAGGUGCGUUCAACUUACCCCGUGGUCGACCGUGCUUGGACAAAUGGAAUCUAAUACCUGAAGGUGUCGAUAUUCUCGUUACACAUUCACCGCCAUUGGGCCAUGGAGAUCAUUGUUGGCCAGGCGUUAGAGCGGGUUGUGUAGAUCUUUUGGUUACCGUUCAAGAGCGGGUAAAGCCAAAAUACCAUGUUUUCGGUCACGUACACGAAGGUUAUGGCGUAACAACCGACGGAAACAUAAUCUAUAUGAAUGCGUCAAGCUGUAACUUAAGAUACUUGCCUGUAAAUCGUCCAAUAGUUUUCGAUAUCGCACUUCCUAACUGUAUCGCUAAAACUUUAUUUUCCAAGUAAAAAUACUGAUAUUUUGUUUAACCCUUCACUGCAUAAUGUUCCAUAUAUGGAACAAUUAUAUUUAUUAUUUAUAUCUGCUCAUGCUAUACAUCUUUGUAUGCACAAUGUUCCAAAUUCUUUAAUUAGCCUUUUUCAUGAAACCAAAACUUAAAUAAAAAUUAUUUUUAUUUUUUAAGUAGU